Peronospora matthiolae is the source of this 1173-nucleotide messenger RNA. The record is from the annotation of a GenBank genome assembly. NCBI's taxonomy places the organism in Eukaryota, Oomycota, Peronosporomycetes, Peronosporales, Peronosporaceae.
AUGGUGAUCGCGAUCACCAAGUAUUUCGACUGGCCACUGGACCAACUCGAUGUGGUGACAGCCUUUCUCUACGGAGUGAUGAAGGAGAAGGUGUACUGCGUGAUACCAGAAGGCGUCGAGAUGGAUGGCGACUUCGACUGUCUCGAGUUGGUGAAGGCGAUCUACGGUCUCAAGCAAGCUUCACGUGUGUGGAACGAGACUUUCGACGAGUUCGUAUGCUCUAUCGGUUUCGAAGCGUCGGCGUUCGACCCAUGUCUCUACAUCAAGGUUGUCGACGGUCACUGUGUGCUCGUGCUGGUCUACGUGGAUGACGUGUUGGUCACCGGCAGCUCGCUCGAGUUGAUUGCACAAACCAAGAACGACCUGAAGACACGUUUCGAGAUGACAGACAGCGGCAAAUCGCUUUGGAAUGGAGGAGUGCAAGGCUGUGGCGAGUCCUGUGGACGUCAGCUCUCGACUGAUGUCAAGCAACACUGCGAGCAAGAUCGAUGUUCCAUUCGUGAAGCGGUUGGUGCGUUGAUGCACCUGACCACUGCAACGCGUCCGGACAUUGCGUUUGCUGUGGGCUAUGUGUCGCGGUUCAUGGAAAAUCCCCAAGAAGAACACUGGGUUGCAGUUAAGCGUAUCUUUCGCUGCCUACAAGGCACCAAGACGCAUGGAAUUUGCUACAAGCCAAGUGCAAGGAUCGACUUCCGUAGAUAUUCGGAUGCGGAUUGGGCUGGUGAUCUUACCGACCGCAAGUCAACAUCGGGGUACACGUUCAUGCUACUCGGUGCGCCAGUGAGUUGGGGCAGCAAGAAGCAGCCAAGUGUUUCGUUGUCCACGACUGAAGCUGAAUACAUCGCACUCAGCUUGGCGAUUCAAGAGGGCAAGUGGAUUCAUGGUCUGCUUUGUGAGAUCGUGAUGGCUGCCAAUGAAGAAGGACCGGAACUCAUGAUUCAUGAAGACAAUCAGUCAUGUAUCAAGAUGACGAAGAACCCGGUCAACCACGGCCGUGCCAAGCACAUUGAUAUCAAGUACCAUCACAUCCGUGAUGAGGUCAAGCGCGGUGAAGUGAAGCUCAAGUACUGUGAAACUGCGGUGAUGUUAGCGGACAUCAUGACGAAGGGACUUCAUGGACCACGCCACAAGGAGAUGACGACGGCUCUCGGGAUUCGUGAGCAUUCGGAUUGA